Messenger RNA from Arabidopsis arenosa, 2108 nucleotides. The record is from the annotation of a GenBank genome assembly. NCBI's taxonomy places the organism in Eukaryota, Viridiplantae, Streptophyta, Magnoliopsida, Brassicales, Brassicaceae.
CUUCAUAAAGUGUGUACACUCAUUAAAGACAAUACGAAAAAGAGGAGAUUUGUCUGGAACUGUUUUUCAAGGUUUGGUGUCUUAGAAGAAAGAAACACUUUUGGAGCAUUAUGCGUAAGAGUUUCUGAAGAUUUCAAGCUAAUUACUAUCAUUAAUCAGCUAUGAAGUUUAUGAAACUUGGAUCUCGUCCUGACACUUUCUACACUUCAGAAGAUUUAAGAUGUGUUUCUUCUGAAGUUUCCAGUGAUUUUACUAUUGAAGUGUCAGGAAGUAAAUAUCUUCUUCACAAGUUUCCACUGCUCUCCAAAUGCUUGAGGCUUCAGAGAAUGUGCUCUGAAUCUCCUGAAUCCAUUAUCCAACUUCCUGAAUUUCCAGGAGGAGUGGAGGCCUUUGAGCUCUGUGCCAAAUUCUGCUACGGAAUAACGAUAACUAUCAGCGCGUAUAACAUCGUAGCAGCGAGAUGUGCAGCAGAGUAUCUUCAGAUGUCAGAGGAGGUUGAGAAAGGUAACUUGGUGUACAAGCUUGAAGUCUUCUUUAAUUCUUGCAUCCUUAAUGGAUGGAGAGACUCCAUAGUCACUCUUCAGACCACGAAAGCGUUUCCUUUGUGGUCUGAAGAUCUUGCCAUCACCAGUAGGUGCAUUGAGGCCAUAGCCUCUAAGGUUUUGUCUCAUCCAUCCAAAGUGUCUCUCUCACAUAGUCAUUCUAGGAGGGUUAGGGAUGAUGACAUGUCUUCUAACAGAGCCGCUGCUUCGAGCAGAGGAUGGUGGGCUGAAGAUAUUGCGGAGUUGGGGAUAGAUCUUUAUUGGAGGACUAUGAUUGCUAUUAAAUCCGGUGGCAAAGUACCGACGAGUCUUAUUGGUGAUGCCCUUAGAGUUUACGCUUCUAAAUGGCUUCCUACUUUACAAAGAAACCGGAAAGUAGUCAAAAAGAAAGAGGAUUCUGACUCGGAUUCGGAUACUGAUACUUCAUCGAAGCAUAGAUUGUUGUUGGAAUCCAUUAUAAGCUUGCUUCCAGCUGAGAAAGGCGCGGUUUCUUGCAGUUUCUUGCUUAAAAUCUUGAAAGCAGCCAAUAUCUUAAACGCAUCAACGUCAUCCAAAAUGGAAUUAGCGAGAAGGGUAGCUCUUCAGCUAGAAGAAGCAACGGUCAGCGAUUUGUUAAUACCUCCAAUGUCCUACAAAUCCGAAAUGUUAUACGAUGUGGACAUUGUCGCGACUAUCUUGGAACAGUUUAUGGUCCAAGGACAGACUAGUCCACCGACAAGCCCUUUAAGAGGUAAAAAGGGAAUGAUGGAUAGAAGAAGAAGAUCUCGUUCGGCCGAGAAUAUAGAUCUUGAGUUCCAAGAAAGUAGGAGAUCAUCCUCUGCUUCUCAUAGCUCAAAGCUUAAGGUAGCUAAGCUUGUGGAUGGAUAUCUUCAACAGAUUGCUAGAGACGUGAAUUUACCGCUCUCAAAGUUUGUUACUUUGGCUGAGAGUGUCCCUGAAUUUUCAAGACUUGAUCAUGAUGAUCUCUACAGAGCCAUUGACAUAUAUCUCAAGGCUCAUAAGAAUUUGAAUAAAUCAGAAAGAAAGAGAGUUUGCAGAGUAUUGGACUGCAAGAAACUAUCAAUGGAAGCGUGUAUGCACGCGGCACAGAACGAGAUGCUUCCGCUGAGAGUAGUGGUCCAAGUCCUCUUCUAUGAGCAAGCACGAGCCGCUGCAGCUACGAACAACGGUGAAGGAAAAAUGACUGAACUACCAAGCAACAUCAAAGCACUCUUAGCCGCACACAACAUCGACCCUUCUAAUCCAAAUGCAGCCGCUUACAGCACGACAACAAGUAUCGCAGCACCGGAAGAUCAAUGGAGCGUCUCGGGUCUCAAAUCACCUAAAUCAAAGCUAUCAGGGACACUAAGAAGCAAGCUAGCUGAAGAUGAAGAGGUAGAUGAGAGGUUCAUGAACGGAGACGGAGGAAGAACUCCGUCUCGGUUUAAGGCUUUUUGUGCAAUCCCUGGCCGUCCCAAGAAGAUGUUUAGCAAGUUCUUGUCCAUCAACAGAAACUCAAGUGACAAAAACUGUUAAACAAAAUUGUUAUUUAGGUAUCUUAGAGUAAAAGAAAGAAAAAUGUUUAAA